This is a messenger RNA of Melampsora larici-populina 98AG31, 684 nucleotides long. RefSeq lists its product as uncharacterized. The record is from RefSeq and is a predicted model, not a curated record. Gene Ontology annotation, biological process: phosphorylation; phosphorelay signal transduction system. Gene Ontology annotation, cellular component: nucleus; cytoplasm. The transcript has 3 exons. The coding region runs from base 1 to 684 and encodes 227 amino acids. NCBI's taxonomy places the organism in Eukaryota, Fungi, Basidiomycota, Pucciniomycetes, Pucciniales, Melampsoraceae. Gene Ontology annotation, molecular function: protein histidine kinase binding; histidine phosphotransfer kinase activity.
AUGACUUCUUUAAGACCGAAUAAUCAUGCAUUCACAACCACUUCCAAUCCACCCACUUCCACCACGUCAACCCACCUGUACUCGGCCAGGACACCCGGUGAAGGUUACCCUUUUCCCAGAACCUCGCGACCUAGACCAACAUAUCCGUCAAGUGUUGCGAAUGUGACGCACUCAGCACUACCAUUCAUUGAACCUGUACUGGAUCGAUUGCCUCCCACACCCUCGCCACCGGUAAUAGACAUGGAGGUGUUCGGACAGUUAUUGGCUAUGGAAGAUGAUGAUCUGAAAGGACACACUAAUAGCAGAUUCAGUUUUACGAAAGACCUGGUUGAUGUGUAUUUUGAAGAUGCGCACUGCACCGUGGAGCAGAUGGACUAUGCUUUGUUAGUAAUUUCCAUAAUACCAUGUCAACUGAGCAGAGUAGAAUUUUUGAUCACCUUGAUUGAUCCACGUAUGAACAGAGCUGUCUCUGAUUACACAAAGCUUUCGCGACUGGCGCAUUACCUGAGAGGCUCGGCCGCCUCAUUAGGUAUUUGUCAGGUGGCAGCGACUUGUGAAGCGCUGGAGUUGGAAAUCCUUCAUCGGCCAUCACAGGAUUGCAACUCCCUACGGGACAAAGUUCAGGCUAUCAAGCGAGGCCAGAUAAGUGCACGGCAUUGGUUCGAUACUUUUUACAGUCAAUGA